Dimorphilus gyrociliatus is the source of this 980-nucleotide messenger RNA. Lineage: Eukaryota; Metazoa; Annelida; Polychaeta; Dinophilidae. The record is from the annotation of a GenBank genome assembly.
AGUUUAAAAUGGCGUUCCAUGUGAGACUUUUAUCUCGCAGGAUUUUUGACCAAACACUACGAGGACAUAAAUCCAGUAAUGCCUGUAUUCAUACCACGGCUGUCCUAGACAAGCACUAUAAUCCAAAGUUCCGUAAAGAGAGAUGGCAAAAGACAUAUAAAAUCGACAAGCCCGAUUACGACAAAUUACGCCGAGAGUCAAAUAUGACGAUGGAGGAGCUACGUUCUCAUACUAAAAAGACUGGUCAACCUCCCCCUCGAACAUUUAAGGAGAAAGAUUUAACCAUAUCUGCGAGUGGUACGAUAUUUGAACCAUACGUUCCACCAGAGGGAGACGGAAGAUCCAGCUUGCUCUCUGGAGAGGGUACAAAGCAAAAGUUUACUGAAUUUGAAAAAAAAGGAAAGAGCUACAUGCAAACUAGGAAAAUUCGUCAAUUCGACGAAGACUUUAACGUUAAGACUUUUCCCGAUAUAGCUGAUGCAAUUUAUAAAGAGGCUAAUUUCUGUUUAAAUGACAUUAAGGCCAAUGAAGAAAAAUUACACGAAUUAGUUUCUGAAAAAGCCUAUCCAGAGUUAACUUGGAAUUUUAAUUUGAAAACGGUUAAAUGGGAUUUUAUCGAAUCCCUUGAGCCUCCCAGAGUUGUUCAUGUCAGAACCUUAGAUAUGUUAUCUAAGGAUAAUGUUUAUGGUCAAGUAACAGUAAGAUUUCAUACUCGUCAAACUUUAGCUGUUUAUGAUAGAUUUGGAAGAUUAAUGUACGGAUCCGAAAAUAUGGUUAGAGACGUUCUAGAUUAUGUUGUAUUCGAAAAACAUUUAUCAAAUGAAUAUGGUAUUUGGAGAAUUCAUGGUAAAAUAGUACCAAGCUGGUUACCUUCGACGCAACCAGUUUAUAGGACAUUAAGAAAGCCAAAUUUUCCUGAGGUAAAAGAUGAAAAAUCCGAUAAAGAAACAAGUGAAGCUGUUGCUGUUGCUCAGUCAUAG